GGAUACAAGUCACCAAAGAUUGCAAUCGCCAUCAGCUGCUUCCCUUCCCCUUGCUCUUCGUUGAUCGUGAGCUCUGUCGAGGACGCUAGGGUUUCGAUCCUACUCACUCUUUCACAGGGAAGAUGGAAUCCAGAUCCGAUCCUUCGGCUCUGGCUCGCGGCCGGCUCGCCGUUCUCUCCGCCCACCUCGCCGCAAACCGAUCUUUCGGCGGUUUCUCGUCGGUCUUGGAGAGAUCACCCACCCUCUCUCAAGAGGACGCGAGGCCGCCGGGGAACCUCGGGGGUUCGUUGACCGUGAUCGAUGAGAGAACCGGGAAGAAGUACGCGCUCCCGGUCUCGACCGAAGGAACUGUCAAGGCCACCGAUCUCAAAAAGAUUACUGCUGGCAAAAAUGACAAGGGACUCAAAAUUUAUGAUCCGGGUUACCUUAAUACCGCUCCAGUCCGUUCCUCCAUCUGUUUUAUUGAUGGGGAUGAAGGGAUACUUCGUUACAGAGGGUACCCAAUUGAGGAGCUAGCUGAAAACAGCACGUUUCUUGAGGUGGCCUAUCUUCUAAUGUACGGGAAUUUACCUACUGAAAGUCAACUGGCAGACUGGGAGUUUGCAAUAUCUCAGCAUUCUGCUGUUCCGCAGGGUGUCCUGGAUAUCAUACAAGCAAUGCCACAUGAUGCUCAUCCAAUGGGUGUACUUGUCAGUGCAUUGAGUACCCUUUCUGUAUUCCAUCCAGACGCAAAUCCUGCACUUAGAGGUCAAGAUCUUUAUCACUCGAAGCAAGUUAGAGACAAGCAAAUUGUGCGAGUACUUGGAAAGGUACCAACAAUUGCAGCUGCAGCCUAUUUACGGUUAGCAGGAAGGCCUCCCGUCCUUCCUUCCAGCAACCUGUCAUAUUCAGAGAAUUUCUUAUAUAUGCUGGACUCUUUGGGCAACCGGUCAUAUACACCUAACCCUCGACUUGCUAGGGUUCUCGACAUUCUUUUCAUACUGCAUGCAGAACAUGAAAUGAAUUGCUCCACGGCCGCUGCUAGGCAUCUUGCUUCAAGCGGUGUUGAUGUUUUUACUGCUCUUGCUGGAGCUGUUGGCGCUCUGUAUGGUCCUCUCCAUGGUGGGGCAAAUGAGGCUGUCCUUAAAAUGCUGAAUGAAAUUGGACAAGUUGAGAAUAUUCCUGAGUUCAUUGAAGGUGUGAAGAACAGAAAGCGGAAGCUGUCAGGUUUUGGACAUCGUGUCUACAAAAACUAUGAUCCUCGUGCUAAGGUCAUCCGCAAGUUGGCUGAGGAAGUUUUCUCGAUUGUUGGGCGGGAUCCUUUGAUUGAGGUGGCUGUGGCACUGGAGAAAGCUGCUCUAUCUGAUGAUUAUUUUAUCAAGAGGAAGCUUUAUCCAAAUGUUGAUUUUUAUUCAGGCUUAAUCUAUAGGGCAGUGGGAUUUCCGACAGAGUUCUUUCCUGUUCUGUUUGCAAUCCCUCGUAUGGCUGGUUACCUAGCACACUGGCGGGAAUCACUUGAUGAUCCUGAUACAAAGAUUAUGAGACCUCAACAGGUUUACACCGGUGAAUGGUUUCGUCAUUAUACUCCGGUCAGAGAGCGGAUGGUAUCAGAAACGACUGACAAGCUUGGUCAGGUGGGAGUUUCAAAUGCAAGCAGGAGACGGCUCGCGGGUUCCCAAGUGUAAAUCCUGGUUUUUCUAAUAAAUCAGACUAGUACUUGUGCGUGGAACAAUAAGCAUAGUAAUGUGUUGGUGACAGAAGCAUGCACCCGGAGAUCACAUGCAUUUUCCACUGGGGUGGUAAGAAACCAAUAAAAUACUGUUGAGCAUCAUGAACAUGAACCAUACGAUGAUGCCUUUUUGAGAUGAAUAAAAAAUAUUGCAUCAUUUCCUUCUUGUAAA
Molecule: messenger RNA, 1880 nt
Organism: Musa acuminata subsp. malaccensis (wild Malaysian banana)
Lineage: Eukaryota; Viridiplantae; Streptophyta; Magnoliopsida; Zingiberales; Musaceae
Product: citrate synthase 3, peroxisomal
Biological process (GO): carbohydrate metabolic process; tricarboxylic acid cycle
Cellular component (GO): mitochondrial matrix
Source: RefSeq, a predicted model, not a curated record